AUGAUGAUGAUGGCUGGCCGUGUGCUGCUGGUGUGUGCCCUCUGCGUGCUGUGGUGCGGUGCCGGCUGUUGUGCUGAGGAGAGUGCAGGUGGAGUUCUGCCUGGUGCGUCUGGGGGUGGCGCUGGGAGUUUGCAGGGAUCACAACCAAUUGUACCGGAGGCGUUGAAAAACUCAGAUCUAAAAGCGUCAGAUAUUAACGACAAAACCGAAGAAACGCCUAUAAAAGUGCCUUUGGCCGAACAAGAAGAAAUUUCUGACGAUGAUGAUGAGGGAGAAGAUGAAGAAGAAGGACCAUCUCCACCAACACCAACAAAAGGAGGAGGAGGAGUACAGCCACAAGCCAAUAAUGGAAAACUGAAAAAAGAAAAUGAAAGUGAACUGCAAACAGAAAAUCAACGCCACGUCGAAGUUGAAAGACAAAACCCAUCAGAAAAAGAAACAGUUGAUGCUGGUGAAGCGGGAGUAAACCAACAAAAUGAAGGCAGUAGACUAAAGCCGCAACAUCAAAAAAUUCCAGUCCAAGAAGAGGAUACAAGAAAUGUAGAAGGAAAUCAACCGACGCAGGAAAAAGAACAACAAACAAAUGUUGAAGAAAUAACACCACAUAAUCCUGCAGGGGAUCAUUCUCCGGGAGAACACAAAGGCAAUGAUGGUUCCAAUGAAGGAGAAGAAAAAGACGGGGAGGAAGGUGUUGAGGAUCAUGAAGGACAUCGGGAUCAAGUCAGGGAAGAGGCUGCACAUGUCUCAGGUGCCCCGAAAGUAAACUCAGCUGAUAUUCAGCAGGAAGUCCAACGCACACAUGCAGGAGGAACUCUGACAGGAAUCAAACAAAAAACUGGAGAAGAAAAGGAUGAUGAAACAGAAGAGGAACGAGAACAACAAAAGGAACAAAAUCAAGAGAAUCCUCCAGGCAAAGAACAAAAAACCAAAACUGGUGCAAACACCACUAAUCAAAUAAACACGACGCCUGCUGACAGUGACAGCAGCACCGCGGUCUCCCACACCACCACCUCCCCUCUUUUGCUUCUUUUUGUUGCGUGUGCGGCUGCUGCUGCGGUGGUGGCCGCGUGA
Trypanosoma cruzi is the source of this 1071-nucleotide messenger RNA. RefSeq names its product mucin-associated surface protein (MASP), putative. Bases 1 to 1071 code for a protein of 356 amino acids. The transcript has a single exon. Lineage: Eukaryota; Euglenozoa; Kinetoplastea; Trypanosomatida; Trypanosomatidae. The record is from RefSeq and is a predicted model, not a curated record.